AUGGACAACCCUCCCGGACUCCCGUACUUCGCGCCUGCGGACAAGCUACCAGAGCCGCUGCCUUCGCACGAGGCCAUCGUAGCCGCCGAGGUCUGCUACGCGGACACGGUAUGCAGCCGCGUCGUCCGCGUCGGGACGCAUUACGUUGUCAAGUAUGGUCCCGACGUCAGCCUGAUCGAAGGGCAGACCCUUCGUUUUGUUGAGCCGCUGCGCCCUCCGCCGUUUCGGUUCCAAAGCUAUGGAUUUCUGUAUAACAACGGGCCGCCCGAGAAGGCCGCCUUCUAUCGGCACACAUUGUCCCUGGUCUUCCACGGCCACCGGCCCGUGUUUUCGCACAACGACCUGCAAACAAUGAACCUCAUCUUGCGGCCGGACGGUACCCUCACCAUCAUCGACUAG
This is a messenger RNA of Sporothrix brasiliensis 5110, 399 nucleotides long. RefSeq lists its product as uncharacterized. The transcript is spliced from 2 exons. Bases 1 to 399 code for a protein of 132 amino acids. NCBI's taxonomy places the organism in Eukaryota, Fungi, Ascomycota, Sordariomycetes, Ophiostomatales, Ophiostomataceae. The record is from RefSeq and is a predicted model, not a curated record.